Aspergillus wentii DTO 134E9 is the source of this 819-nucleotide messenger RNA. Its product is annotated as ribose-5-phosphate isomerase RKI1. Gene Ontology annotation, molecular function: ribose-5-phosphate isomerase activity. The coding region runs from base 1 to 819 and encodes 272 amino acids. Gene Ontology annotation, cellular component: intracellular membrane-bounded organelle. Gene Ontology annotation, biological process: D-ribose metabolic process; pentose-phosphate shunt, non-oxidative branch. NCBI's taxonomy places the organism in Eukaryota, Fungi, Ascomycota, Eurotiomycetes, Eurotiales, Aspergillaceae. The record is from RefSeq and is a predicted model, not a curated record. The transcript is spliced from 2 exons.
AUGGCCUCUGUCGAAGAUGCAAAGCGCGCAGCCGGUAAGACCGCUGUCGCAAACCACUAUCCGAAGGACGCCAAGUACGUCGGAAUUGGCAGUGGCUCUACCAUUGCCUAUGUCGUCGAAGCUAUUAGGGAUUCCGGAAUCGACACUUCGGCAACGAAGUACAUCCCUACUGGCUUUCAGUCCAAGCAACUCAUCGUCCAGGCUGGGCUUACAGUUAUCGACUUCGACACGCUGCCCGAAGGAACUGUUCUGGAUGUCGCCUUUGAUGGCGCAGACGAGGUGGACGAUCAACUCAACUUGAUCAAGGGUGGUGGUGCCUGUCUGUUCCAGGAGAAGAUCGUGGCUCUCCAAGCCAAGCAGUUCAUUUGCGUUGCGGACUACAGAAAGCUCGUGUCCCGUCUCCUUACGGCAUGGAAAUACAUUCCCAUUGAGGUGGCUCCUAUCGCUGCCAAUCGCGUGUUGACAAAGCUCAAGGAGUUGGGCAGCAUCAAUCCCGUCAUUAGAUCGAAUGCAACCGCCAAAGAAGGUCCUUUAAAGUCUGACCAGGACUUUUACAUCAUCGAUGCUCCAUUCAAGCCACUCCUUACCAAGGAGGAUAUUGCCGCUGGUAAGGACGGCAGCGGAAAGGACGGUAUCUGGGAAGUUGAAGCCCUGUCCCGGCAGAUCAAGCAGCUUGCCGGUGUUUUGGAAGUCGGUAUUUUCUCCGGCGCAACAGGCCCUGAGGCUCAGGCCCUUGGUGGCAUUGGAGGCCAGAAGCCCAUUGCUGCUUACUUUGGUAUGGAAGACGGUUCAGUUUCCGUCAGGAAGGUCGCUGCUUGA